This is a messenger RNA of Anopheles bellator, 1260 nucleotides long. RefSeq names its product transmembrane protein 183 (gene fsd). Gene Ontology annotation, biological process: regulation of protein stability. The coding region runs from base 196 to 1194 and encodes 332 amino acids. Gene Ontology annotation, molecular function: protein binding. Lineage: Eukaryota; Metazoa; Arthropoda; Insecta; Diptera; Culicidae. The record is from RefSeq and is a predicted model, not a curated record. The transcript has 3 exons. Gene Ontology annotation, cellular component: SCF ubiquitin ligase complex.
GAGAGUUGGAGCGCAAAGUGUUUUGUGAUAAAGUUAAAGUUAGUUAGUUUUUCCGUAUAAUGAUAAGCCAAUAAUAAGCAAUACUACCUUCGUGGCAGAUCAUCAUGUUCAGGCCAAUCAACGGAUUGUGAUUUCAUCAAAUGUUCAAUCGCUGGAAGCAAUUCUUUCCUUCCCAUAGCCUAAUUUGCCCUUUCGAUGGCCUCUUGCGUUAAACAGACCAAGAACCGCGGUUCGUUAGGAAAAGACGUCACCAUAUUCGCCUUUGCCGAUAGUCCAAGAUGCACCAACAGGGCGUCGAAGGCUCACAAGAAAGUAGAUACUUCGGAGAUGUCGCUGGAACCUCACUGUGACGACGCUGACCAGGAUCAUCUAUCCAAAUCAGCUCGAAAAAGAAAGACGGCGUCAUCGGAUGAUGCAGCGUACAACGAUUACCAUAUCAACUUAUGGUUCCAUAUUUCAGAAUACAUUCGACCGGAAGAUGUGGGUCGGUUUGCGUGCAUUUGUCGCAAAACGGCCGAAGUGGUGGAAAGUGGAAGAUUCUGGAGUCAGCUUUAUCGAUCGUAUUAUGAUCCAAAGGUUGAUCUACCAGCACGGUUCCAGCCGGAGAGUAUGAUCCGCCGGCGUGGUCUUCGGGCAGCCGUUAUUCGGUCACUGUUUUACCUCUAUCCACCGUUUAGUGAGCAGCUAAAAGUUGCGUCGCUAGUGGAUCCUCAUCGCGUUGUCGGUCGUCAGAUGCUUUCGGCGUGGCACAAGCGAACGAAAAACUGCUGGACCUACUAUUUUAGGCUGAAGGCAAGACAGCAGCCCGGAAGUCGCCCGGCACUGUCUGCUGAACUGCAACGUCAAAGAAAUUCGCUCGCUUUCAUGCAGGAUAUCUACAUGAAUCCGGACGAAGGCUGCCAGAUACUGAUGCUGACCACCGACUGUUUGAAGAUGAUUCCGAUGUACAGUGAGACGCUGUUUGUGAAGAACUUGACGCAAACCCUGUCGCAGAGCAUGAUGCGGUACAAAAUACGUGUUGUGCUGGCCAAUUACUGUGGCAAAAUGACCGAUGAGCUAGUGUUCGAUACGGUACGAAACGUGACAGUGCUGGAUUGGUGGAACCCAAAGUACGACGAAGAGCUUGCUUGGACCGUCCCAACAAAUGCCAGUGAAUUAGAUGUGAGCGAAGAACUUGACUGGAAUGUUUUGUGAAUCAUUCUGUCGGGGUUUAAACCCCAUCGGCCCCUUACCCUUAAAACUGUAUGGUUUGUGGUACUG